This is a messenger RNA of Sardina pilchardus (European sardine), 1374 nucleotides long. RefSeq names its product TOG array regulator of axonemal microtubules protein 1-like. Gene Ontology annotation, biological process: microtubule cytoskeleton organization. The record is from RefSeq and is a predicted model, not a curated record. The transcript is spliced from 6 exons. Gene Ontology annotation, cellular component: cytoplasmic microtubule; cilium. Gene Ontology annotation, molecular function: microtubule binding. Lineage: Eukaryota; Metazoa; Chordata; Actinopteri; Clupeiformes; Clupeidae. Bases 1 to 1374 code for a protein of 457 amino acids.
AUGGUGGCCAUGUUUGAUGCCAUGUUGCCUCUUCCCUCUCUGCAGUCACAGCAUCAGCUGCUUCCGCAUCUCCAGCCUCAUCUUCUGCCCUUGCCCCACUGUCCCCACGGCCCACUCCAGCCCUUGCAUGCCAGUGCGGCACCUGGCCAGCGGAAGCUGCUUGCCCCCAUACCCCCUGCAUCCCCCCACCACCAGCUGCAGCGGUCUGUGAGGGGUACGCUGAGACCCCUGAGCGCUCAGCAGAAGGAGCGCCAGACCAACAGGAAAAUCCUGCAGGAGGUCCUGGAACUGGCCGAGGAGAUUGUCCUUCAGGAGGAGCACGCCGCUCUCAAUGAUGCCAGGGCCUUGGCCCAAACAGGCAGCUCUGUGGGCAGCUUCAGGCCCGUGGCUCGCAGGACCCCGUUGGCACCCAGUACUCUGCCCCUCAUCAAUUCCCCAAUUGCUCCUGCUGUCCCCGCCCCCCCAAAGACAACCAGACAGUUCCAGAGUAGACUACCCCGUCUCAAGAAGACAAUGUCACUCAAUGUGGUCACUGAGACAGAGCAAAAGGCCGUUGAGUCUGGGACAGGGAGGAAGGAGGAGACAAGGGAGCGUAAGGAGGUGAUGAAGAGGAAAGGGAAAGAGGAGAGGCACACCAACAAGACCCAGCUGGCCAAGAAUCUCCCAGAGUUGACCAGACUACGCCCUCUGUCCUGUCCCGAGGAGGCCCUCCUGCAGGCCUUUAGAGUGCUCAGCGACGAUGACUGGGAGAAGAAGAUCAAGGCCCUGAUCUCCAUCAGGUCUCUGGCUCAGCACCACUCUGAAGUGCUGCUGCCCAGGCUGCAUGACGUCUGUCUGGCCGUCAAUAAAGAGGUGAGGCACCUGCGCUCUGCCGUAUCCUGUGCUGCCAUGGUGACGCUGGCCCACCUGUUUGCUCACCUGGGGCAGGACAUGGAUGCAGAGGCCGAGGGUGCAGCCCGAACACUGCUGCCGAAGGCUGGAGAGUCCGGCAGCUUUGUAAAGGACAUGGACCUGGCCCUGGGGUACAUGGUGUAUAGCAUCACCCCCAUCCGCAGCAUGAACGCUCUGAUCAACGGAGGACUCAGCCACAAACAUACAGCCGUGAGGAAGAGCACUGCACGGCACCUGGAGAAAGUGACAGAGGUCAUGGGGGCAGCUUAUCUCCUGUCUGGUAAAAAGGACCCGAGUCUGACUGCCCGCUUCAUCCAAGUUGCCAGCUGCCUUGCCCUUGACCACGCACUGGAAGUCAGGAAUCAGGCCCGUAACAUUCUCUCUGUAGUGGCCUCCCAUCCCGACCUCAUCAAGAUGGUGGAGAGGUUUGCCCCUCUGAGCGAUCAAAUCCGCAUCAAGGACUUCAUCAACACAUGCCAGUAA